ACCCGCCGCCGCUGCUGCUGCUAGCUGAACUAGCGCUUCUGCUCGGAUGAGAGUCUCUAAACGCCGCGGUACCGAUGCGAUAGCUCUGGUUUUCGUGUGGAUUUACCGGUGAAGUUCUGGCGGAAGCAUUAAUGUUGUCCACAGUUAGCCCUGAUCUGUCUCCAGAGACUCUUGGAUCCCUGCCGCUCGCAACACCUCCUCGACCCCAGACGGCCAGUUCGGCUUCGCUCCCGCGACCGCUCCGCAAGCACAGCGAAGCGGGCCCCAGCGGGCAGCCGACGCGCGGCAGCAUGGAGGUGGGCAUGCGUGUCGUGCGUGGCGCGGACUGGAAGUGGGCAAACCAGGACGACGGAGAGGGACACGUGGGGACGGUGGUAGAGAUCGGCCGGCAGGGCAGCACUACUACACCCGACAAGACUGUGGUGGUGCAAUGGGACAGCGGGACUCGAACCAACUACCGCACCGGGUACCAGGGAGCCUUCGACCUGCUGCUGUACGACAAUGCUCAGAUAGGUGUACGCCACUCAAACAUCAUUUGUGACAGCUGUAAGAAGCACGGCAUUAUGGGAAUGCGCUGGAAGUGUAAGGUGUGCUUCGACUACGACCUGUGCACUCAGUGUUACAUGAACAACAAACAUGACCUGACGCACGCCUUCGAACGCUACGAGACCGCACAUUCACAACCGGUGAGUUUGACACCACGACAGAAUCUCUCCAGAAUUAUCCUGAAGGGAAUCUUUCAGGGAGUGAAGGUGGUGCGGGGACCCGACUGGGACUGGGGGAACCAGGACGGUGGUGAGGGUAAGGUGGGUAAGGUGGUGGAUAUCCGCGGCUGGGAUCAGGAGUCGGGUCGCAGUGUAGCGAGCGUCACCUGGUCCAACAGCACCACUAAUGUCUACAGGAUGGGCCACAAGGGGAAGGUGGACCUCAAGUACGUCUCUGAUGUUCAGGGGGGAUUCUAUUACAAGGAGCAUCUGCCCAAACUGGGUGAGCAUGCGGAGCUGCAGCGGCAGGAGAGUGCAGACAGCCACUCGUUCCAGCAGGGUGAUAAAGUAAAGUGUCUGCUGGAAGUGGAUAUACUGAGGCAGAUGCAGGAGGGGCACGGAGGCUGGAACCCCAAGAUGGCAGAGUACAUCUCCAGAAUCGGGACAGUGCACAGAAUAACAGACCGAGGAGACGUGCGGGUCCAGUACAGCAAUAACAUCCGCUGGACAUUUCACCCUGGUGCUCUGACCAAGGUGAACACGUUUGCAGUGGGUGAGUUGGUGAAGGUGCUGGAUGACAUUGACAGUGUGAAGAGGCUUCAGGUUGGACAUGGAGAGUGGACGGACAGCAUGGCUCCAGCUCUAGGGCAGGUGGGUAAGGUGUUGAAGGUGUAUGCUGACGGUGAUCUGCGUGUGGCGUUCGGAGGACAGACGUGGACCUUUAACCCGGCGUGUCUCUCCGCUCAGCCUGGGGAAGUGGACGCAAACCUGAUGACGGUGGAGAACGCCAGCGAAUCCAGCAGUACAGUGAUCUCAGUGCUGGAGAAGCUGUUGUCUCAGUCUACAGAGCAGGAUAAUCCGGGCCGGCUUGUCAUCGAGGCGGCUCACGGUAGCGCUGCUAAAGUUCGUGAGCUGCUGCAGAAACACCCCGACAAAGUGGACAUUAAGAACCAGGGAAAGACGGCUCUGCAGGUCGCAGCACAUCAGGGUCAUGUGGAGGUGGUGAAGGUCCUGCUACAGGCUAACAGUAGCAUUGAAGCUAAAGAUGAAGACGGCGAUGCUGCGCUGCACUACACAGCCUUCGGGAAUCAGGCAGAGAUCGCUCGUCUGCUGCUGAGUAAAGGAGCGAGUGUCAAUCUGCUGAAUAACUCCAUGUGUAGUGCGCUGCACAUCGCCGUCAAUAAAGGAUUCACAGACGUGGUGCGAGUGUUAACGGAGCAUUCAGCAGACGUCAACCUGCAGGACUCAUACGGCGACACACCUUUACACGACGCCAUCGCUAAAGACUUCAGGAGCAUCAUUGAGAUCCUGACGGUGGUUCCGAACAUCGAUUUCACUCAGCAGAACAACCGCGGCUUCAACCUGCUGCACCACGCCGCUCUGAAGGGCAACAAACUAGCGACAGAGAUGAUUCUUUCUCGAGCUCGACAGCUGGCGGAUGUGAAGAAGGAGGACGGUUUUUCUGCGCUUCAUCUGGCUGCGCUCAACAACCAUCGUGACGUAGCCGAGAUUCUCCUCAAAGAGGGCCGCUGCGACAUCAACAUCCGCAACAACCGCAACCAGACGCCGCUGCAGCUAGCCGUCACGCAGGGCCACACGGCGCUCGUAGCGCUGCUAGUGAUGGAGGGAGCAGACGUGAACGCAGAGGACGAGGAUGGAGACACAGCCAUGCACACUUCCCUCAGUAGACAGCAGCUGACCACCGUCAUCAGCAGCGCAGAGGGAGACGGAGCCGUGCUGUACGGCAGGUUGUGCAGUUCGGGGCUGAUGGGAAACACUGAGCUGAAUGUAGGAGCUGCCAUCGCAUGUUUCCUGGCGCAGGAAGGAGCCGAUAUCAGCUACGCUAACCAUAAAGGCAAGAGCCCACUGGACCUGGUGACGGACAGCAGCGUGCAGACCCUCAUCAGGAGCUUUGCAGAGAAACACAGGCUUCAGGCCGUGUCGUGUGGCACCGGCAGCAGCAGCAGCAGCAGUCUCAGGCGUGUUCACACCACACCCAACACUAUGACCAACCUGGCGGUGCCCAGUGUGACGGGGCCCAGCGAGUGCCUGAUCUGCUCGGAGCUCGCUCUGCUGGUGCUCUUCUCACCGUGCCAACACAGCGUCGCAUGUGAAGAAUGUGCUCACAGAAUGAAGAAGUGUAUCCGCUGCCAGGUCACAAUAACAAAGAAAAUUCGACAAGAUCAGACGGAGGUGGAGUGCAGCCCGAGCUCGGAGAACUCAGAACAGCACCACCUGCUGGAGCAGCUGCAGUCGCGCUACAGACAGAUGGAGGAGCGCAUCACCUGCCCCAUCUGCAUAGACAACCAUAUACGGCUGGUGUUCCAGUGUGGCCACGCCUCCUGCAUCGACUGUAGCUCCGCCCUCAAGACCUGCCCCAUCUGCAGACAGACCAUCCGCGAGAGGAUACAGCUCUUCGUCUGAUGCUAACGCUAAUGCUAACACUCACCGCUAAUGCUAACACUCUGAACAUCAGCGCUAGCCAUGCCGCGCCGUCCUCCGUGAGGCACUGCGGGAUGCAGAUCAGCUCUGACUGGCUGGCCAAUCACUGCGUUGCGUUUUAAAUACGGGAUAUUGUGCUGUUUGAUUGACUCUGAGGCUCAGAUACACACUACAGAGACUUUCUUACCCAGCAUGCACUUGGACGUGAACCAACGCAUCCGGCCAUAUUUUACCCUAAAAUAUAAAAGAGGAAGGUUGGAUUAUUAGUGAGGCUUUCAUUUGUUCUUUUGAAGAAUAUUUCCCCAGUGCUGUUUAACGCAGCAUGCAUAUUUUCAACUGUAUCUGCUAAUAUAGUUCUAUUUUGAUUUUAGUUCGGUCAGGAGUUCACUAAAUUAUUAUUUAUUUCAUUAAUAUUCAAUAUUAUCAAUAUAAAUAUUCAUGA
Messenger RNA from Danio aesculapii, 3588 nucleotides. RefSeq names its product MIB E3 ubiquitin protein ligase 2 (gene mib2). NCBI's taxonomy places the organism in Eukaryota, Metazoa, Chordata, Actinopteri, Cypriniformes, Danionidae. The record is from RefSeq and is a predicted model, not a curated record. Gene Ontology annotation, cellular component: cytoplasm. Gene Ontology annotation, biological process: protein ubiquitination. The coding region runs from base 132 to 3128 and encodes 998 amino acids. The transcript has 19 exons. Gene Ontology annotation, molecular function: protein binding; zinc ion binding; ubiquitin-protein transferase activity.